This is a messenger RNA of Oikopleura dioica, 600 nucleotides long. The record is from the annotation of a GenBank genome assembly. Lineage: Eukaryota; Metazoa; Chordata; Appendicularia; Copelata; Oikopleuridae.
AUGAGCGACCAGUAUUCUGAUUGGACUCAGCCAGUCGGCCAGGGAAUCGACCAAUAUGACAGCUAUGACAUGUACGGUUACCGUACGAUCGACAACUAUAUGCCUCGUGACACAUCCGACUGCGUCUACAUCACUGGACUGCCAUCGACCGUGACGAAAUCCCAGAUUUCCGACUUUUUCUGCCGCGCCGGGACCAUUCUCGUCACCAAAAGCGUCCAAAGAAUAUUCAUCUUCAUGAAGGACAAGACUCCUACAGGCGCAGCGACUGUAACCUAUGAAAAUCCAGAUUCGGCGAAACGAGCCAUCGAUUUUUUCGACGAAAAGGACUUCAAAGGAGAGGGAAAAGUUCGAGUUCGAUACGCCUCGCCCGACGAAAAACAACCUUUCGCCAAUAAACUGCUCCGCGACGCGCAGAAAAAAGGCGGAAUGGCUCCACCUCCUCCUCACUACGGUUCUUCUGGCGGAAGACGCAGGGGAGGCCACAACCACCCUCGAGGAGAUGGAAGAAGGCCGCCGAGGAAUAGUAAUUACGGCGAUCGAGACAAUAACUACGGCGGCAAAUAUCGUGAGGAAAGGGGAUCGAGGCAUGCUCCUUACUAA